AUGGGUGAGGCCAGAGGUGCUGGUGGCCGAGGUGAUGGCAGUGGAGGCCUCCAUCUAGUAGAUGAGCCUGACAAGCAUGCUACCGUUCCCGCUCCAGCCCAGCAGCAUCGGUAUAUUCCAGAUCGCCCGUCAACGUUUUACCGACCGUCAACACCUCUAUAUACUCCGGUGGAGCUUUUUUCAGAGUGGCCAUCAUUGGAGGCAUACCAUGCGCAGCCGUCAGUUUGUCAUCCACAAGGAGAGCGACCAGAUCCAGCUCUAGCACCAUCUACAUCUCCAGCUCUGGAGCCCACUCAGGAGCCCACUCGGGAGAUCACUGAGGAGCCAGCUCGGGAGCCCUCUCAUCAUCCAUAUCAGGAGCCCGACGACACACAGGCUCAUUCUUCUGCUCCUGUGGACUCGUCUCCAGCUCCGGCACUGUAA
Lycium barbarum (goji berry) is the source of this 423-nucleotide messenger RNA. RefSeq names its product early nodulin-like protein 1. The transcript is spliced from 3 exons. The record is from RefSeq and is a predicted model, not a curated record. The coding region runs from base 1 to 423 and encodes 140 amino acids. NCBI's taxonomy places the organism in Eukaryota, Viridiplantae, Streptophyta, Magnoliopsida, Solanales, Solanaceae.